Molecule: messenger RNA, 1663 nt
Organism: Chionomys nivalis (European snow vole)
Lineage: Eukaryota; Metazoa; Chordata; Mammalia; Rodentia; Cricetidae
Gene: Arpc2
Product: actin related protein 2/3 complex subunit 2
Exons: 10
Coding region: 315-1217 (300 amino acids)
Biological process (GO): actin filament polymerization; Arp2/3 complex-mediated actin nucleation
Cellular component (GO): actin cytoskeleton; Arp2/3 protein complex
Molecular function (GO): structural constituent of cytoskeleton; actin filament binding
Source: RefSeq, a predicted model, not a curated record
CCGGCUGGAGCCGGGGGCUGGGCGGGGACCGGGAUCGUCGGUGAGGCGGCGGCGGAGGCGGCGGCGGCUCGGCAGGCGGGUUGAAGCUUCAGGGGCCAGGUCGGUCGGGUGGUGGCUGCUUCCAACAGGCAGCGCGUGCCGGGCCAGCGUGCGUGUCCGCCUCUCCCCGCCCCGCUCCCCGUCCCCUUCUCCCCUCACCUACCGCACCCAGCCCCCCUCGUCAGGGGCAGCGGGGCCGCUCCCUCCGUCCUGUCCUCGCUUGCCCACCCUCACCGCCCUUGUUUCUUCUUCCCCUGCCCGGGGCAGCCGCCGCCAUGAUCCUGCUGGAGGUGAACAACCGCAUCAUCGAGGAGACGCUCGCUCUCAAGUUCGAGAACGCGGCCGCCGGAAACAAACCAGAAGCUGUAGAAGUAACAUUUGCAGAUUUUGAUGGUGUCCUUUAUCAUAUUUCAAAUCCUAAUGGAGACAAAACAAAAGUGAUGGUCAGUAUUUCUUUGAAAUUCUACAAGGAACUUCAGGCACAUGGUGCUGAUGAGUUAUUAAAGAGAGUAUACGGGAGUUUCUUGGUAAACCCAGAAUCAGGAUACAAUGUUUCUUUGCUAUAUGACCUUGAAAAUCUGCCUGCAUCCAAGGAUUCUAUUGUGCAUCAGGCUGGCAUGUUGAAGCGAAAUUGCUUUGCCUCUGUCUUUGAGAAAUACUUCCAGUUCCAAGAAGAGGGCAAGGAAGGAGAGAACAGAGCGGUUAUCCAUUACCGGGACGAUGAGACCAUGUAUGUUGAAUCUAAAAAAGACAGAGUCACAGUAGUCUUCAGCACGGUGUUUAAGGAUGACGACGAUGUGGUCAUUGGAAAGGUCUUCAUGCAGGAGUUCAAAGAAGGACGAAGAGCCAGCCACACAGCCCCCCAGGUCCUUUUUAGCCACAGGGAACCUCCUCUAGAGCUGAAAGACACAGAUGCUGCCGUGGGUGACAACAUUGGCUACAUCACCUUCGUGCUCUUUCCUCGCCACACCAAUGCCACUGCUCGAGACAACACCAUCAACCUGAUCCACACGUUCCGGGACUAUCUGCAUUACCACAUUAAGUGCUCUAAGGCCUAUAUUCAUACACGAAUGCGAGCAAAAACAUCUGACUUCCUUAAGGUGCUCAACCGUGCCCGCCCAGAUGCCGAGAAAAAAGAAAUGAAAACAAUCACGGGGAAGACAUUUUCGUCCCGCUAACGCUUGGGAACUGAGGAGGAAGCUCUGUUGAUGGAAGGCUGGACCGCUUGCUACUGGAUAAUCGUAGCCCUUCAUGUUGCACCUCUCCAGGUUCUUAAGGGAUUCUCCGUUUGGGUUCCAUUUUGUACGAGUUUGGCAAAUAACCUGCAGAAACGAGCUGUGCUUGCAAGGACUUCAUAGUUCCCAAGAAUUUAAGAGAAAAAAAUUUCCACUUGAUCAACUUAAUUCCCUUUUAUUUUUCCCUCCCUCACUCCCCUUCCUUUUCCCCUUUUCCAAGCUGUUUGCUUUGCAAUAUGUUACUGGUAAUGAGUUGCAGAUAAUGCAAUCUUAACUUGUUUUCUUCUAAGUAUUUGAGUUCAAAACUCCUGUAUCUAAAGAAAUACGGUUGGGGUCAUUAAUAAAGAAAAUCUUUCUAUCUUACUUGAGGAUUUGCUGGGUUUCUGGAC